Molecule: messenger RNA, 2621 nt
Organism: Condylostylus longicornis
Lineage: Eukaryota; Metazoa; Arthropoda; Insecta; Diptera; Dolichopodidae
Product: dystrobrevin beta
Exons: 9
Coding region: 283-2367 (694 amino acids)
Biological process (GO): synaptic signaling
Cellular component (GO): synapse; plasma membrane
Molecular function (GO): zinc ion binding
Source: RefSeq, a predicted model, not a curated record
CUUUCACAAAUUGGAGGACAAAAAUUUCUUAUAAUUGAAAGAACCGCAGAUCAUACUCAUCACUAAUACUGUACGCAUACUUACUGAAGAAAAAAAGAGCAAAAACUUAUUAUCUUAGAAGUUAAUUUAGCAGCUAAAGUUAAACUUAAUUAUAAAUUUACUUGUAUAGCAUAAAAAAAUCCAAAAAAACCAUAAUAUUAGUAAAAAUAUUUUGUUUUUAAUUCUGAUGCACUGAUAAUAAUUUAUUUAAAAAAAAAAAGACCCAAAAAAACCGGCAACAAAAUGAUGGAAGUUGAACCAAGGGUUGCAAUUUUACAAGAUUUAAGAUUACAAACAUUUGAUACGAUACGUUUUGCAUCGUAUCGCACAGCAUCAAAAUUACGUUAUAUACAAAAAUCAACAAAUUUACAUUUAGUCGAUAUAUGGAAUGUUAUUGAGGCAUUUAGAGAAAAUGGUUUAAAUACAUUGGAGCCACAAAGUGAAGUUAGUGUAGCUCGUUUAGAAACAUUAGUAUCAUCAUUAUAUCAUAAUUUAAAUAAACGUCUUCCAACUGCACAACAAGUUCCUGUCGAUUCAAAAGCUGGAUUAUUAUUAAAUUGGUUAUUAUCGGCGUAUAGUAGUGAUAAUUCUGGCAAAAUUCGAGUUUUUUCAAUAAAAGUUGCAUUAGCAACAAUGUGUGCAGGAAAAUUAGUUGAUAAAUUAAGAUAUAUCUUUUCACAAAUAUCAGAUGGAGCUGGUCAAUUAGUACCUUGGAAGUUAGGUGAAUUUUUACGUGAAGUUUUAGCACUGCCUGCCGCUGUCUAUGAAUCUCCAACAUUCCAUUAUAAAGAAAAUUUAGAAGAAGAAAUUUUUCCAGCUGAAAAUAAAGUAACUGUUAAUGAUUUUAUGGCAACAUUAAUGUCAGAACCUGGUCCAUCAUGUUUAGUUUGGUUACCAUUAUUACAUCGUUUAGCAACAGUUGAAACAAUUGUUCAUCCAACAAUUUGUUCUGUUUGUCAUAAAGAAAAUUUUACUGGUUUUCGAUAUCGUUGUCAACGAUGUCAUGCUUAUCAAUUAUGUCAAGAAUGCUUUUGGCAUGGCAAAACAUCAUUAAAUCAUCAAAAUGAUCAUGAAGUUAAAGAAUACUCAAGUUAUAAAUCACCAAGUAAACAAAUUGGACAUUCAUUAAGAAAAAGUUUUCGUUGUGUACCAGAAAAGACUAGUCAAGUAUUGCCCAGAUUUCCAGAACAACCAGAAAAAACAUUAAAUUUAUCACAUAUUGUACCACCAUCACCAUUACCAUCGCAUAAUGGUUUCUCGGAUCCAAGUAUUUUAGGUGGUGGUGUUGGUGGUGGUCAUGGUGCUGGAUUUGAUCGUAGUAGUACAUUAGAUUCACGUGCAACUGGAAGAAGUUUAGAUAGUGCCGGUGCAUCUUUAACAAGAGUUCAACAAAAUAAUGAUGAAGAACAUAGAUUAAUUGCUAGAUAUGCUGCAAGACUGGCUCAAGAAAAUAGAGCGCCUGGUGCUGGUGUCAAUCAAAAUGAAAAUGCUUCCAUUGCAACAGAUAAUUCACGUGCACAACGUGAAUUAAUAGCUCAAUUGGAAACUAAAAAUAAGGAAAUAAUGAGAGAAAUCGCUCGUUUACGAAGACAACAAGAAGCCGAACAAUUAAAUCAAGAGAGUCCAGCUUUAAUGAAUGAAUUAAGAGCUUUACGUCAACGUAAAGGUGAAUUGGAAGGACAUUUAGGUGCAUUACAAGAUUCUAGAAGACAAUUAAUGGUACAAUUGGAGAGUUUAAUGCGUAUGCUAAAAAAUCAACAAACAUCAUCUAGUCCAAGAUCAACACCCAAUUCUAGUCCACGUUCUGGUAAAUCACCACCAAUACCAUCAAAUCAACAACAACAACAACAGCAACAACAGCAGCAACAAUCAUUAGGUAAUUCAUUAAGAGCUCCACAAUCAUUACAACACCAUCAACAACAGCAACAGCAGCAAUUACAUCAACAACAACAACAUAUUUCAUCAAAUAAUCCAGGGGGCUUAGAAAAUAAUUCAGCAUUAAAUCAUUUGGGUGGUGAUGUACGUUCUGCAUUCAGUGGUAGUAAUGGUACUUCAAAUGGACAACAAUGUAUAAAUUCUAGAAAUAUCAGUUCAGAUUUACAUUUUGCAACCGAUUCAAUAACUUCGGCAAUGUCAUCAUUAGUUCAUGAACUGAACACAGGAAGCUCAGGUUAUAAUAAUUUUCGUCCGGCCCCAGAUGGUAUUUUAAGAUCACUGGAUUUUGAUGAAAAUCAAACAUAUAAUCAUGAAUGGAACGAAAAGGCAAAUCCGAAUACACAAUGGCAAGAACAAUUCGCCCAAUGGAAUCUUAAUACUCAAAAACAAUAAACAUUUAUAUUCUCAAUAUAAUUCUAAGGCUGAUUUAAACAAAUGAAAUAAACAUCGGAAUUUCUUAAAAUAAUAAAAAUCAAUAAAAUAUUUAAGAAAUAAGAAAAAAAAAAUAUACAAAAUGAAUUAAAAAAAAAAAAUAAAAAUUUCCGUUUUUAUACAACGGAUUCUUAUAUAAUAAUUAAUUAAUAUAUUUAUAAUAUACGCUAAUAUUCAGAAGAACGUUAUAUAUAUAUAUAUAUAUAUAUAUAUAA